Messenger RNA from Candoia aspera, 3278 nucleotides. It is a transcript of the gene EEFSEC, whose product is annotated as eukaryotic elongation factor, selenocysteine-tRNA specific. Gene Ontology annotation, biological process: selenocysteine incorporation. The coding region runs from base 59 to 1822 and encodes 587 amino acids. Gene Ontology annotation, molecular function: GTP binding; GTPase activity; translation elongation factor activity. Lineage: Eukaryota; Metazoa; Chordata; Lepidosauria; Squamata; Candoiidae. The record is from RefSeq and is a predicted model, not a curated record. The transcript has 7 exons.
GGGGGUGCUGUUGGGAAACGGACCGGCUUGGAGGAGAAGCGAGUAGUGAGAGGUAUCCAUGGCCGGUGCGAGCGUUGUUCCUUCUGAUCCCAAGUCUGGCGGCCUUCGCCGGCUGAAUGUGAACGUGGGCGUCCUGGGCCACAUCGACAGCGGCAAGACCGCCUUGGCCCGAGCGCUCAGUACCAUCGGCUCCACCGCCGCUUUCGACAGGGCCCCACAGAGCCGAGCUCGGGGCAUCACCCUGGACCUGGGCUUCUCUUGUCUCUGCACCGAGCUGCCUCCGCACCUGGGGCCCGAGCCUGGGCUGCUCCAGCUGACCCUGGUGGACUGCCCGGGACACGCCUCUCUUAUCCGUACCAUUAUUGGAGGUGCUCAGAUUAUUGACUUGAUGAUGCUUGUGAUAGAUAUAACAAAAGGGAUGCAGACUCAGUCAGCAGAGUGCUUGGUGAUUGGACAGAUUGCAUGCCAAAGGAUGAUAGUGGUUUUGAACAAAAUCGACCUUCUUCCAGAGGUUAAGCGACAAGCUGCCAUUGACAAGAUGACCAAGAAAAUGCAGAAGACCCUGGAAAAUACUAAGUUCCAUGGAUGUCCUAUAGUUUCUGUUGCAGCAAAACCUGGUGGUCCAGAAGCCCCAGAAACUGUGACUCCAGUGGGAGUUUCUGAACUAAUUGAGGUCCUGAAGUCAGAGGCUUAUAUACCAACAAGAGAUCCUUCAGGAUCAUUCCUUAUGGCCAUUGACCACUGUUUUUCCAUUAAGGGUCAAGGCACUGUGAUGACAGGAACAGUUCUUUCAGGCUCAGUUAAUAUUGGAGACAAUGUGGAGAUUCCUGCCUUGAAGGUGACAAAGAAAGUAAAGUCGAUGCAGAUGUUUCAUACACCAGUAACAUAUGCUAUGCAAGGGGAUAGGGUUGGAAUCUGUGUAACCCAGUUUGAUCCAAAGCUGUUGGAACGAGGCCUGAUUUGUACACCUGAAUCUCUCCAGACGAUCCAUGCUGCCAUUAUCUCUUUAAAGAAAAUCCCAUAUUUUCGAGGUACUCUUCAGACCAAAGCAAAGUUUCAUAUUACAGUUGGCCAUGAGACUGUUAUGGGAAGAGUGAUGUUCUUCAGCCCAACUCCUAAUGACUUCAGUAAAGUACCUCUGGAAACUUAUUUUGAUUUUGAAAAGGAAUAUCUUUAUCAAGAGGAAUAUCUUUCCAGUGAUUCAAAGUCCUCAGAAGAAAACAAGGAGAAUGGCCAGGUUGGAGAAAGACAGCUCCCAAAACAACAGUGGGCCUUACUUGAGUUUGAAAAACCAGUUACUUGUCCUAAAUUUUGUCUUGUAAUUGGCUCAAAACUGGACACUGAUAUUCAUGCAAAUACUUGCAGACUGGCAUUUCAUGGAAUACUCCUGCAUGGAAUGGAAGAGAAAAAUUAUACAGAGGAAUGUCUGCCAAAACUCAAGGUUUACAAGUUGAAACAUAAAGAAGGACAAGUGGAACGGCUGUGUGAUGAUUACAGCGUGAUUGGUCGUUCAUUAUUUAAAAAAGAAACAAACAUCCAAAUGUUUGUGGGGUUGAAGGUCAAGCUUUCUACAGGAGAGGAAGGUGUAAUAGAAGGUGGCUUUGGACAGAGUGGAAAAUUUAAAGUCCGCAUUCCAGAUGGGGUGAAGCUGGAAACAAAGGCACUUCUGACUGCCAUCUCCAAGAAGAAGCCCAAGGCAGGGAAGGGGGAUUCAGCAAAAGAGGAUGAAAGCAACAAGGUUGACUCAGUUCAUCCUGUUCAUAUCACUCUUCUUUUUAAAAGAUAUGUCUUUGAUUCACAGAAGAAAAUGAUUCAGUCCUGAGCCACAUCUGAAGUCUUAAAGGCGCUACACCAGAAUGACUUGACAGCAGGUUCCAUGGACUGUUCAUAUUGGCCUUCUCUGGUCAACUGACUUCCUCUCCCUUUCUCCCUCCCUCUCCUUCCCUCCCCAUGCUUUCCAGUUCCAGCCUGCUGUGGUACAGAUACAUGAAGGUAGAUGAUACUUUUUUGCAGGUGGUAGAAAUGCUUUCAUAUUAAUAUAUACAAUUUAAAUUUUCUCAUAUUUUUGAUAAUCAGAUAUUCUAAUUGAACCAAUAAAUGAAAUUAACGGAAAGCCCAACAAUGAAAAGUGAAAUGCAAAUACUGUAUGACAUGAAGUGCUUACAUUCUUUUAUGUUCAAGAAUACAAAUGCACUAUGUAUAGGGCAGGGAUUCUUUUGUGAGGGAGGUUUGUAUUUUGAGUACCAUUUCAACUGUCUCCCGUUUCAAAACAUCUUCAGGGAUGUACAUAACGUCACGGUAUAUCGUUAAGCUUUUCUGUUUCAUGGUUCAUAAGGGAUUUUGUAUACAUUUUUGGAUGUACACCUUUCUAAAUGUGAAAUUAAUCUAUUUUUUUCUCUCCCCCCUCUAGAAAAAUUGAGAAAAGAAUAAAAUUUCCCUGCUCAUUUCCCUGAAUAAAAUAAAUACUAUUCAACGUCACAGAAACAUCUCUAUUUUUAUUACCAACUAUCAAAUUAUUAAGAUUUUUUCAGUUGCAUAAUAAUUUUAUUUGGGCGAAACAAUAGUAAACUGUACUUAUAAAACCCUUUAUUAAGUCACAGAUUCAGCAUCCUCUUUCUCUUCCCGAUCAAAAUUCACUCAUUCUGCAGCAAAGCCAAAAAUCAGAAGGGAAGAUCCAAGAUCAACCAUACAUAGGGAGUAGAGCAGGGUCAGUGUUUUAGGCUUUGGAUUCUACUGUUAACUGAAGGUUGGAGGGGCCCCCUGUGUAGUCUGGGAAUUGGUCAUAGAUAGAUUCCGGAAUGUGGAGUUUUUGUGGCCCGUUAGACUUAGGAGCACUAGUUCUCACAAUUUAUAUGCUUUCUUAGAUUUCUGCCAAUUUAAAAAAUGGGAACCAAUUUUUCAAUGACUGCUGCAUAUCAAAUUCUUUAUUUAAAUUUAUUUCUGAGUGGUUUGUGUAUUUUGUGAUGGGGAAAAUUUUACACAUAAACUGGGAAGGCUAAGUUAAUGUAAUGUCAAAUGUAGCUGCAAAGAAGUUCAAGAAAUUUCUUAUACAUUUGUUCAAAAAUCAUUUUACUUGAUGAAUGAAGAGAGAUAUGUCACAAACCUUAAGUAAAGGUUUAUUUUAACCAUGAUUGAGUACACAUGCAAGAACCAUUUUGCAAAUGAGCAAAGUAAUCAUGUAUUAUUUAGGAAAUAAAUUCUCAAUUUCUUUCUCCUCUGGUGCCAAUAAACAGAUGAAACAUCCUAGCAGCAAUAAAGACAGUUUGGCCUGAAUUUUU